Oldenlandia corymbosa var. corymbosa is the source of this 855-nucleotide messenger RNA. The record is from the annotation of a GenBank genome assembly. NCBI's taxonomy places the organism in Eukaryota, Viridiplantae, Streptophyta, Magnoliopsida, Gentianales, Rubiaceae.
AUGGUGUCAUCCAGAAAGAAAUCUCAAUGUGCAAUUGGAUCAAUGCUUGAUCUAUUAAAUGAGCCAGCAACAAGUAGAUCUCAUAACCAAGAAAAUAACUCCAAUUGUUCUAACUCUCUCAAUUCUUCUUCAUCUACUGAUUCUGAAUCUUUGCACACCUCUGAAUCAUUUGAAGAUGAUAGUGAUGAUGAGCAAAAUGCUAACAACAAUGAUCCACUAGAAGAAGAUACAAUUGGAAGAGGUCCAACAAGGCAGGGAUUUCGAUGGGGAACCGAUUGGCGUGCAUUGCCUAAGCCAAUGAAAGAUGAUGUGUGGGCUGAAGUGAAGGCCACCUUAAAGGCGUUGAAGCAACAAUUGCCACCUGAGUUGCAAGAUGAUAUUGAGGCUAAUAAUAAAAUUUUUGAAGACGUCAUUAGAAAAGAUGCUCCAGGAUGCCUACGCAGCUGUAAGAUUGUUUCAAAAAGUAAGAAAGUGUUCACCUCUCAACAAGAAUUUGAUCGAGCAGUUGAUGAGAGAGUUGCAAGCAUUCAACACAAUUUGGAGAUUAAAUUGCAGAAUGAGAUGGAUGAAAGAUUAUCCAAAAUGAAAGAUGAUUGGCUUGCCGAAAUGAAAACAAUGAUGCAGGAUCAAUCUUCUAGCUUUGGCAGUCCAAAUACCCAGGUACAAGAUUCUUCUAAUUCCCAGCACCAAAUUGCUUUGAAUGAACCUUUGCAUGGAUUAGGAAACUCAUCAAAUAAUGGCCAAACAAAUCAAUCUACUAAGGUGAGCAAAGAGAUAAAUCAAUCUAAAGAUGAUAAUCCUCCAUUGAUUUGUUCAGAUGCUACUUCCACUAAGGAAAUUCAAAAGGUUACAUGA